Molecule: messenger RNA, 3525 nt
Organism: Heteronotia binoei (common prickly gecko)
Lineage: Eukaryota; Metazoa; Chordata; Lepidosauria; Squamata; Gekkonidae
Product: gastrula zinc finger protein XlCGF57.1-like
Exons: 3
Coding region: 138-2120 (660 amino acids)
Source: RefSeq, a predicted model, not a curated record
UGUGUCUUUCCACAGUUGGAGGUGACCCAGGGGAUGGAAGAGGAGGACCUGGAAUAACCAAGAGAUCAAGGGAAAGUCCCCAUCACAUCCCAGCAGGGAGUGGUGUUGAAUUUUGGGAAAGAGCUGCUCCAGAGAUCAUGACUCAGGACACUAAGACCACAGACCUACGAAGCCAGUGGUUUAGACAGUUCCGUUACCAUGAGGCUGAUGGGCCACAAAAGGCUUGCAGCCAGCUCCAUGUACUUUGCAACCACUGGUUGGAGCCAGAGAAGCAUACCAAGAAGCAGAUCCUGGACCUGGUAAUUCUGGAGCAGUUCCUGGCCAUCCUGCCGCAGGAAAUGCAGUGCUGGGUCAGAGGAUGUGGGCCAGAGACCAGUUCGCAGGCAGUGGCCCUGGCUGAAGAUUUCCUCCGUAGUCAGGUACAGGAGAAGAGGCAAGAAGAGCAGAUGCAGGGACCAUCAGUGAAGAUGGAGGCUGACUUCUCUGAGGCUGAAGGAGCUGUGUUGGAGGACGGGCAGAGGGAGCGUGCCCAAGAUGCUCUCUCAGAUGCCAAAGAUGUCAAGGAGGAAGUUGAGAAAUUCCAGAGGUCUGCGUUGGAAAGAGACGAGGAAAAAUCUGAAUGUAACUUCCGGGAUCAAGAUGGACCAGAGAACCCGGAAGGAAACCAUGGAGAGAACAUGAGGGGAAAACCCAUUCCUUGCCAAGGAGGGGAUUUCCAUGAAGUAAUUUACAUGGCAGAGGAAACAUACAAAUGCUUGGAUUGGGGAUUAAAUUUCUCAGAUCAAACUCAAUAUGAUACCGAUUUCCAAAAGCACCCAGUGAAGAAGACCCAUAAUUGCUUGCAGUGUGGAAAGAGCUUCCUUUCUGGAGAAGAGCUCAUGAAACACCAAAGAAUCCACAUAAAAGAGAAACUGUAUAGCUGUGCAGACUGUGGCAAACGAUUUUCAAAGAAAUCGAGCCUUAUUGAACACCAGAGAGAGAGUUCUCACCAUUCAGGAGGGGAGUCAUUUAUCUGCUUAGGGAGUGGAAAGAAGUUAUCUGAUAGGACCACACAUAAAUGCAUUCUGUGUGGAAAGUAUUUCACCUCCAGAUCUCAGCUCCUUUUACACCAAAGAACCCACACAGGGGAGAAACCUUUUGAAUGCUCAGAGUGUAAAAAGAAAUUCAGUUGGAGUGGAAGUCUUCAACGGCAUCUAAGAACCCACACAGGGGAGAAACCUUUUGAAUGCUCUGACUGUGGAAAGAGAUUCAGUCAGAGUGGCAAUCUUCUACAGCAUCAAAGAACCUACAGAGGGGAGAAACCUUUUGAAUGCUCCAAGUGUGAAAAGAGAUUCCAUUGCACUCUUGAUCUUCAACAGCAUCUAAGAGGCCACACGGGAGAGAAACCUUUUGAAUGCUCAGAGUGUGGAAAGAGAUUCCAGUGCAGGGUCUAUCUUCAACGGCAUCAGAAAACCCACACAGGGGAGAAACCUUUCAAAUGCUCAGAGUGUGGAAAGAGCUUUAGCUUGAGAUGCCGCCUUCAACGACAUCUGAAAAGUCACACAGGAGAAAAACCUUUUAAAUGUUCAGAGUGUGGAAACAGAUUCAGAGAGAGUAUCAGUCUUCAGCGGCAUCUAAGAACCCACACAGGCGAGAAGCCUUUUGAAUGCUCCGAGUGUGGGAAGAGUUUUCAUUGCACUCGUGAUCUUCAGCGGCAUAAAAGAAUUCAUACAGGUGUGAAAACCUUUGAAUGCUCAGAGUGUGGAAAGAGAUUCAGUCAGAGUGGCAAUCUUCAGCUGCAUCAAAGAACCCACACAGGGGAAAAACCAUUUGAAUGCUCAGAGUGUGGAAAGAGAUUCAGUCAGAGUGGCAAUCUUCAACUACAUCAAAGAACCCACACAGGGGAGAAACCGUUUGAAUGCUCAGAGUGUGGAAAGAGGUUCAGUGACACAUGUAGCCUUCGAAAGCACCUACGAGUCCACACAGGGGAGAAACCUUUUGAAUGCACAGAAUGUGGAAAGAAAUUCAGUCAGAGUGGCCAUCUUCAAAAGCAUCUAAGAACCCAUGUAAGGGAGCAUGCAGCAACGCCCUUGACCCCAGACUUGCCUCCCAUGAUGGUCCAAGAUCCAGCAGAUUUAUAAUCUGAUGUGCUGUCAACAGAAUCUGGGCCAGCAUCAGAGAGCUGUGGGAGUCAAGUGCAGACACAGGCACCAAGCUCUUCUCCACUGUCAAAGGAUCAUGCGGCUCUGGGCUCACUGACACCAGAGACUAACAGGCCAGUGUUGAGCAGCAGAUGCCCCUGAACCCAGAGGUGGCAUCAGCCUCCAAGAUGGAGGAAGGCUUGGGCAGUGGGAGGGUGUAACUACCAGCAUUUGCAGCCAUGGAGGGAUGUCAGUUGAUGACAUCAGCAACCAGCCAUGAAUACCAGGGAGCUCAGAGAGUGGGAAGAGAUACCAUGUGGAGGGGGAUACCUUCCUGGGCAAGGAGUCUAAAGGAACAGAGAGGAUUGGAUGUGGAGCAGAGGGCGGUGAGGCACACCAGACCUAGGAAUAGAAAGAGAGGGGCUGGGAAUGAAGGAAGUGAGGAUCGAGAAGUCACAUAGUGAAAGUCAAUGUUAAAGGCGCCAUAAGAUUGAAGGAGAUGCUGCAGUAGUCAGCUUUGUGCUCCUCUUACCCUUUCUAUGGAUGACCAAGGUUGGGAGGAGGCAAGGAGAGAAGGAGAAAGGCACAGAGCCUUCGGAGAGUCUGGAGGGGUCCCAGAGGGACAAACCUUUUGAAUGCUAGGAGUAUGAAAAGAGAUUUCACACCUUAAUGACAACCACAGAAAACAUAAGAGUUGAGACCAUAUAAACUCGGGAGAUUUUACAUCUGCUCAGAAACCAUCCUAUAUAACCAUAGAAACCAAAUAAAAUUCAAACUGAGGAGAAAGGUUAUAAAUGCUAAGGUUGUGGAAGGCGGUGUUGUCAUGAACGAAUCCUCAGCUCUCACUGGAAAGGCAGCAAGGAUUUCUUUUUAGGGGGGCAAUGUGGCAGGAUGUUGAUUAAAUCACAAGUUUUCUUGCUGAUCCUUCGUGUUUUCCCCAAAUGUUCCCCAGAGGGUACUGUAUUCAGGGACUCAGAAUCUCUUGGUGAUCCCUGGGCUGAAGGAGGCCAAGCUGAGUACCGCCUGGGCCUUCUCCGUGGCAGCUCCUACAUGGGAGAAUGCACUCCCAGACAACAUCAGGGCCAUGCAGGACCUCUCAGUUCCGCAGAGCCUGCAAGACUGAACAUUAUUCUGUCUUGCGUUCAGUGAAUAAUUGUAGCUGCAGAACUGACUGUCUUUGCCACCAUCGCUGCUCCAGUAUUAUCAGUGCCGUACUUUAUGAGAUCACUGGAUGUCUCAUUGAGUGUUGUGUUUUUAAAUGAUUUGUGUAUUGUAUUUUAUGAUAUUAUAUAGCACCUGUUAUUGAUUGUUUUAUGUAUUUGUUUUAUGGUUUGUUAGCUGCCCUGAGCCCGCCUGCGGAAAGGGCAGAAUAUAAAUCCAAUAAAUAAAUAAAUGUUUUCAUUAA